UAAUGUGAGCCUGCUGCUCAGGUGGGCUCAGAUCGAGGGCUCAGGGAUCCAAAAAGCCGGCCGCAUUCCUCGGGCAGGCGCCUGGGCGGCCGCUGCGACGCUCCCUUGCCCGGCCCUGCUGGGCAGCCGCCGUGGUUCCCCUGGCAUGUGGGAGUAGCUGGAUAAGAGGUCGAGGUCUCCCGGGCGGCGGGGCUUGGGGGAACCAGAUUUCAGCUUUUUGCUUUUCCGUUCUCAAGCCAAGUCACCAUUGUGCAAGUUGAUGGUCAAUACUGAGGGAUAUGGGUCCAUUUCAGUGACAGUGGCCACCCCCACUCUUAUACCCAUAAAGCUCCCUUCCCAGCCAGGGCAUUGUGCUUGCACAAAGGGAGACUGGACUGGAGUGGGUGGUCCCGGGUUGGAAUCUUCGCUCCUUUGACCCUCUGUUUCCUCCUCAGUAGCACAGGUACUGUACACCACAGCCUACAGCCUACCUGCUGCCCCCACAAGGCUGAGGUUCUGAAGAUCAAAAGAGAGGGUCUUUUAGAGUGACACUGAGAACGGUAACGCUGCUGCCUUUUCAUGAUCAACAUGGCGGACUCCAGCGCAGAUACCGGCGCCACCACAUCUGAGGCAGUGGCUGAAGAAGUGUCUCUUUUCAGCAUGAUGGACGUAGUUCUGUUUUCACUCAUCGUGGGUCUCCUAACCUAUUGGUUCCUCUUUAGAAAGAAAAAAGAAGAAAUCCCUGAGUUCACCAAAAUUCAAGUCACGACCUCCUCUGUCAAAGAGAGCAGCUUCGUGGAAAAGAUGAAGAAGACGGGGAGGAACAUCGUUGUGUUCUAUGGCUCCCAGACGGGCACCGCUGAGGAAUUUGCCAACCGCUUGUCCAAGGACGCACACCGCUAUGGGAUGCGGGGCAUGGCAGCCGACCCCGAGGAGUACGACCUGGCUGACCUGAAUAGCCUGCCAGAGAUAGACAACUCCCUGGCAAUUUUCUGCAUGGCAACCUACGGUGAGGGCGACCCCACCGACAACGCCCAGGACUUCUAUGACUGGCUCCAGGAGACAGAUGUGGACCUCUCUGGGGUCAAGUAUGCGGUGUUUGGCCUCGGGAACAAGACCUACGAGCACUUCAAUGCCAUGGGCAAGUACGUGGACAAGCGGCUGGAGCAACUGGGUGCCCAGCGGAUCUUCGAGCUGGGAAUGGGAGACGACGACGCGAACUUGGAGGAGGAUUUCAUCACGUGGAGAGAGCAGUUCUGGCCAGCAGUGUGCGAGCACUUUGGAGUGGAAGCCACUGGAGAGGAGUCCAGCAUUCGCCAGUACGAGCUCGUGCUCCACAAAGACAUGGACGUGGCCAAACUGUACACGGGCGAGAUAGGCCGCCUGAAGAGCUACGAGAACCAGAAGCCCCCCUUUGAUGCCAAAAAUCCAUUCUUGGCUGAAGUUACCACCAACCGGAAACUGAACCAGGGGACUGAGCGGCACCUCAUGCACCUGGAAUUAGACAUCUCAGAUUCCAAAAUCAGGUAUGAAUCUGGGGACCACGUUGCUGUUUACCCAGCCAAUGACUCUACCCUCGUCAACCAGCUCGGGGAGAUCCUGGGUGCUGACCUGGACAUCAUCAUGUCCCUGAAAAAUCUCGAUGAGGAGUCCAACAAGAAGCACCCGUUCCCCUGCCCCACCACCUACCGCACGGCACUCACCUACUACCUGGACAUCACCAACCCACCCCGCACCAACGUGCUCUACGAGCUGGCCCAGUAUGCCUCAGAGCCCACCGAGCAGGAGCACCUGCGCAAGAUGGCCUCAUCCUCGGGCGAGGGCAAGGAGCUGUACCUGAGCUGGGUGGUGGAGGCCCGGAGGCACAUCCUGGCCAUCCUGCAGGACUACCCGUCCCUGCGGCCCCCCAUCGACCACCUGUGUGAGCUGCUGCCUCGGCUGCAGGCCCGCUACUACUCCAUUGCCUCAUCCUCCAAGGUGCACCCCAACGCCGUGCACAUCUGUGCCGUGGCCGUGGAGUAUGAGACCAAAUCCGGCCGCAUCAACAAGGGCGUGGCCACCAGCUGGCUGCGGGCAAAGGAGCCGGCGGGGGAGAACGGCCGCCGGGCCCUGGUGCCAAUGUUCGUGCGCAAGUCCCAGUUCCGCCUACCCUUCAAGCCCACCACGCCUGUCAUCAUGGUGGGCCCCGGCACUGGGGUGGCCCCCUUUAUCGGUUUCAUCCAGGAGCGGGCCUGGUUGCAGAAGCAAGGCAAGGAGGUGGCGGAGACGCUGCUGUACUACGGCUGCCGCCGGUCCGACGAGGACUACCUGUACCGCGAGGAGCUGGCCGGGUUCCACAAGGACGGCGCCCUCACCCAGCUCAACGUGGCCUUCUCCCGCGAGCAGCCUCACAAGGUUUACGUGCAGCAUUUACUGAAGAGAGACAAGGAGCACCUGUGGAAACUGAUCCACGAGGGAGGCGCCCACAUCUACGUGUGUGGGGAUGCUCGGAACAUGGCCCGAGACGUGCAGAACACCUUCUGCGACAUCGUGGCUGAGCUGGGGGCCAUGGAGCACGCCCAGGCCGUGGACUACAUCAAGAAGCUGAUGACCAAGGGCCGCUACUCCCUGGACGUGUGGAGCUAGGAGCUGCUGGCCUACCUGCCCCUCGCCCCCUACAGGCUCCCUGCCCGUGUAAUCACUUUCCUCUCUUCCAGGCUCCUGGGGGGCUUCGGCCGGGCCUUGCCACAGGAGGCCCAGUUCAGACUCCUCCAGGCCGAGAUGUGCCCUUCUCAGUCCACACAGCCGGGCCAGCUCGGCCAUCCUCAGGCAGCCCAGCCCCAGGGCACAUGGCCCAGGGCCGCGGGGCCUGCACUCUCUGGACGCCUCAGGCCCCGGUGGUUGCCAUGGAGGGGCCCCUCCACAUGAUUUUCAAUGAGUGUAAAUAAUUUUAAAUAACCUCUGGCCCUUGGAAUAAAAUUCUGUUUUCUGUA
Molecule: messenger RNA, 2951 nt
Organism: Choloepus didactylus (southern two-toed sloth)
Lineage: Eukaryota; Metazoa; Chordata; Mammalia; Pilosa; Megalonychidae
Product: NADPH--cytochrome P450 reductase
Exons: 16
Coding region: 559-2604 (681 amino acids)
Biological process (GO): response to hormone
Cellular component (GO): cytosol
Molecular function (GO): NADPH-hemoprotein reductase activity; flavin adenine dinucleotide binding; FMN binding
Source: RefSeq, a predicted model, not a curated record